Messenger RNA from Closterium sp. Naga37s-1, 1587 nucleotides. The record is from the annotation of a GenBank genome assembly. NCBI's taxonomy places the organism in Eukaryota, Viridiplantae, Streptophyta, Zygnematophyceae, Desmidiales, Closteriaceae.
AUGCUCCUUUCCGUGCCUCGCUCGUUUCCCUCUCGCGUCCGUUCCUUGCAUCCGCGACUCGUUCCCAUUCCUUCUCUCGUUCGAGGUCACCCUCCCACUCAUCAUUCCUUGCUCUCUCUCGCCCGAUCUUCCUUUCGUGCCCCACUUCUUGCUCCAAGACCCUCGUACGUUCACCUCCUGUGCGCCUCCUCUCUUAUUCGCCCCUGUUUCUCUCCUCCUGUGCGCGUUCUCUCUCGUUCUUCUCUGUUUCUCUCCUACUUGUUCGCGUCCUCUCUCAUUCCCCUCCGUCUCUCUCCUCCCGUGCGCCUUCUCUCUCAUUCGCCCCUGUUUCUCUCCUCCUGUGCGCGUUCUCUCUCGUUCUUCUCUGUUUCUCUCCUACUUGUUCGCGUCCUCUCUCAUUCCCCUCCGUCUCUCUCCUCCCGUGCGCCUUCUCUCUCAUUCGCCCCUGUUUCUCUCCUCCUGUGCGCGUUCUCUCUCGUUGUUCUCUGUUUCUCUCCUACUUGUUCGUGUCCUCUCUCAUUCCCCUCCGUCUCUCUCCUCCCGUGCGCCUUCUCUCUCAUUCGCCCCUAUUUAUCUCCUCCUGUGCGUGUUCUCUCUCGUUCUUCUCUGUUUCUCUCAUGCUUGUGCGCAUCCUCUCUCAUUCCCCUCCGUCUCUCUCCUCCCGUGCGCCUUCUCUUUCAUUCGCCCCUGUUUCUCUCCCGUUCCCCUGUGCGCCUCUCCUCCCUUGCGCAUUUUGUCUCAUUCCCCUCUAAUCAUCUCCUCCCAUGCCCGUUCACUCUCAGUCCCCCCUGCGCCUCUCUUCCCCUGCGCAUUUUGUCUCGUUCCGCUCUGCUCCUCUCCUCCCGUGCGCAUUUUCUCGUUUCACCUCUGCUCGUCUUCUCCCGUGCGCCUUCUCUCUCCUGCCCCUUUGGUUUACUCCUCCCGUGCGCCUUCUCUCUCAAUCCCCUAAGUUUGUGUCGUCCCGUGCGCCUUCUCUAUCAAUCCCCUCUGUUUCUGUCGUCCCGCUCCCCUGUUUCUCGCAAUCCCCUCUGUUUCCCGUCUCCCGUGCGCCGUCUCUCUCAAUCCCCUCUGUUUAUGUCGUCCCGUGCCCCUGUUUCUCUCAAUCCCCUCUGUUUUCCUUCUCCCGUGCGCCUUUCUCUUGUUCCCCUUGGUUUUCCUCCUCCUGUGCGCCUUUUCUCUCAAUCCCCUCUGUUUUCCUCCUCUUGUGCGCCUUCUCUCUCAAUCCCCUCUGAUUUCCUCCUCCCUUGCGGCUUCUCUCUCAAUCCCCUCUGUUUUCGUCGUCCCGUGGCCUUCUCUCUCAUUCCUCCUAUGUUUCUCUUAUGCCGUGCCCGUUCUCUCUCCCGUACUCUCGUCCCCUCUGUGAUCCGCCUGCUCCCCCCUUUGUGCUCAUGUCCUUUCUCUGCCGCCUUUGUUCCUUCGAGACACGUAGAUAGUGUUCUGCCAUUUGAACAAGACGACGAUGUGACUAGUGCUGCUGGUGCCUCGUGCGCUUAUGAAGAUGGGGGGGCAUCAUCUCAAGCAGGUGCAGCAUUACCGACAGAGGAAGAGGUGCCCAAGUUCAACCUCAAGGAUGCUCUUGCGCACUAG